This is a messenger RNA of Anopheles coluzzii, 1822 nucleotides long. RefSeq names its product LHFPL tetraspan subfamily member 3 protein (gene Tmhs). The transcript has 7 exons. Gene Ontology annotation, biological process: sensory perception of sound. Gene Ontology annotation, cellular component: plasma membrane. Lineage: Eukaryota; Metazoa; Arthropoda; Insecta; Diptera; Culicidae. Bases 412 to 1155 code for a protein of 247 amino acids. The record is from RefSeq and is a predicted model, not a curated record.
GAGGGGUGCUGCAGAAGGCGUUUGACUUCUGAUCUCUCAACAGUUUCUUGCCAAUGGUCCGUUGAGACAGACAGCGACGAUCGUCUCCAGUCCAGUGCAAGUUGCCGUGGCAUAUAAGGGAAUCAUCGGCUGUGUUUUUCAUCCACCGCUGCAAGUGUUAGUGUCUCCAAAGUGUCGUCGGAAAGUGAGUGCACAAAUAAGUAACAACGCAGGUUCGUUUUUAGUGUGGCUGUGAAGUGAAAAUAUCUCCAACUCGGUUUGUGUGUGUUUUUUGUGCGAAAAGUGACUGACUGUGCAGCUUCUGCAUACGAUCACGUGCGUCCUCUGGAUCGAUUUUUUACCGUAAAAAAGGGUCGGUUGAAUUGAAGUCGAACAAAAACACAACCCUCCUCCCCCUAAAACAGCACAAACAUGGGAACGAAGAUCGAGUACGUUGACUCGAGUCACAUGUACGCGACCAACUACAUCCGCAACUCGAAGGCGAUCGCCGUCCUGUGGGCGAUCUUCAGCAUUUGCUACGCGAUCAUCAGUGUCGUCGCGUUCGUAACACCAGAAUGGGUUGGCGAUGCAGAUUCCGACAUUGGCGGGCGUCUCGGGCUGUGGCAGGUGUGCCAGAAAGACGAUCUUACCGAUAGCUGUACCGGCCGGCUGGAGGAACUGCUGGAAAUGCAAUCCAUCGCGUUUCAGGUUGCAACAGUGUUUUGCGGGCUGGCGGUGGCCACUUCCGUGCUGGCGAUCUGCUACCUACUGCUGAUGGUGUUCAUGAAGUCAACGACCGUCUUUCACAUCUGCGGCUGGAUGCAGAUGCUUUCCGCUCUCUGCAUGGUGAUUGCCUGCGUUUCGUUCCCGUUCGGAUGGAACUCGGACGAGUUCCGUAAGGUUUGCGGUCCAGAGUCGAACCGCUUCGAGGUUGGGCUGUGCAGUUUGCGCUGGGCCUAUCCGUUGGCGAUCAUUGCCUGCAUCGAUGGAUUCAUUCUGGCCACGCUGUCCUUCAUCCUGGCGACACGACACGUCCGUUUGCAGCCUGAACCGCAAUACCAAAGCAGAGAAAUUAACAACGCGUACGUGACGGAUGUGGCCAGUAUCGCCGGCUCCCGCAAGUCGCUCAAUCUACAGCCCGUACUGCUGGUGGCACCGCCACACAUAAUCUUCUAAGCGCCUGCAAAUGUGCGCCCCACAAAUCAAUCCUUCAGCUGAGCCGGCCGAGUGAAUGCGCUAUUUUCCUCGCACUGUGGAUGGCCCAGGGCUUCUAACCAAACAAACGGACACCGGCUUGGAGACACCCAUUUGUACAGAGAAAAGUGUGUAGCCAAAAGGCAAUUGUUUCGAUUCGAUCGUGUUUUUUCUUCUUCUCUUGCAAAUGUUUUACGUAUUAGAUAGCGUCCCGAUUCGUAAGGGGUUUAGAGAAUUUUAGCUUUUUUCCCCAGGGGGAAGGGCAUAAGUAAAACCUUCCCCGGGAUGGUAAUAUACCUUACACUUUAAGCAAUGUCUUCAUAGUAAGCCCCCCCUACCCCCAUCUAUACUCUAGGAUAUUACUUUUAGUAAAGGGGUAAUACAUAUUUAUUCGAGCUUUAAGAGACGUACCGAAGCGGGGAGCGUUUUAUUGUUUUCGGAUAGUUUCGGAACCGUUAGCAAGCCUUUCCCUUCCAAAUCUGGCCCUUUCUUCCUGUUUGGUUUAGCUGAAUCCUACAAAACGAGUAUGCUUUUCUAGCGUCUUUAAGCAGUCUGAAUGUUAUUAUUUUUAGUUGAUUUAAGUUUUACAACGUAUGUGUAAUGUAGAUGUGAAAAUCGGAAUCCAAUAAAUGUUGACUUUCACAAAUAA